This is a messenger RNA of Hemicordylus capensis (graceful crag lizard), 7097 nucleotides long. It is a transcript of the gene WDR36, whose product is annotated as WD repeat domain 36. The record is from RefSeq and is a predicted model, not a curated record. Gene Ontology annotation, biological process: rRNA processing. Bases 1 to 2691 code for a protein of 896 amino acids. Lineage: Eukaryota; Metazoa; Chordata; Lepidosauria; Squamata; Cordylidae. Gene Ontology annotation, cellular component: small-subunit processome; Pwp2p-containing subcomplex of 90S preribosome. Gene Ontology annotation, molecular function: protein binding. The transcript has 23 exons.
AUGUCGCUGGCAGGGAGCCCCAGCGGGGGCAGCGCGCUCUUCGCCGGCUUCCGCGCGCUCGGCCUCUACUCCAAUCACCUGGCGCACGUGCUGCGGUAUCACCGCCGCCACCGGGAGUUCUACCUGGUCACCUCUGUGGGGAGGAGCUUCCACACUUACAACGUGAACAGACUAGGCAUAGUUGCAGUUAGUAAUGCUUUGCCACAGGAUAUUACAUGUUUGGCAGCUGACAGGAUGUUGGUCUUUGCUUCAUGUGGCAGUCUUCUCUAUGCUUUUGCUCGUAACAGAGAGGUGGUUCAUACUUACAAAGGUCACAAGGCAGAUAUUCAUCUUGUGCUGCCAUUUGGGGAUCACGUAAUCUCUGUGGAUAGUGAUAACGCUCUUAUUAUUUGGGAUGUGCAGUCAGAAGAAGAAUACUUGCAGCUGAAUUUUGAAAAGGCUGUAUUUGCAAUUACUGCAAUUAUGCACCCAAGUACGUACAUGAAUAAAAUUCUUCUUGGUAGUGAACAAGGGAAUCUACAGUUGUGGAAUGUAAAAUCGAACAAACUUCUGUAUACAUUUCCAAGAUUGGGUGCAGGAGUGACAGUCCUUGAACAGGCACCAGCAGUGGAUGUUGUUGCAGCUGGUCUUGUGUCGGGUCAUAUCAUAGUGUACAAUAUUAAGUAUGAUGAAGUACUGAUGAAAUUUCAACAAGACUGGGGACCUGUAACAGCAAUAUCAUUCCGCACAGAUGGACAUCCAGUUAUGGCUGCUGGAAGUCCUAUUGGACAUAUUGGGCUGUGGGAUCUAGAAGACAAGAAACUUCUGGGCCAGAUGAGAAAUGUACAUACCACUGCAGUUUCUGGUAUAUCCUUUGUCCAAGGAGAGCCACUUCUCAUUACUAAUGGUGCAGAUAAUGCGAUAAGGGUAUGGAUCUUUGAUGGCCCUGGAGGAAAUGGUAGAUUGCUGAGAUGCCGAAUGGGGCAUAGUGCACCUCCAACAAAAAUCAGAUACCACGGACAAAGUGGGCAGCAAAUUCUUAGUGCAAGUCAAGAUGGUACCUUGCAGUCAUUUUCCACAGUUCAUGAAAGUUUCAAUAAAAGUUUAGGACGUGGUUCCAUAAAUAAAAAGAAAUCAAAAAAGAAAGGUCUUCGAUAUGAUACAAUGGCUCUUCCACCUAUUACAACAUUUGCAACAGAGAUAGCCCGUCAAAGUGACUGGGAUGGAAUCAUUGCUUGCCAUCAAGGCUACGUAACCUGUACUACCUGGAAUUAUCAGAAAACUUCUAUGGGAACCCAUAAACUGAAACCGAAGGACUUCAGCAAAAAUAAACCUCUUGGUGUAUAUGCAAUAGCAGUAGAUAUCACUUCUUGUGGAAACUUUGCUGUCAUUGGUCUUACAACAGGACAUGUGGAUGUAUACAACAUGCAGUCUGGCAUUCACAGAGGACGUUAUGGCAAAGAAAAAGCCCAUGAAGGUUCCAUAAGAGGAGUAGCAGUGGAUGGAUUAAAUCAGUUUACAAUCACAGUGGGAAGUGAAGGAUUGAUCAAAUUCUGGAAAUUCAAGACUAUGGAACUUGUUCAUUCUACUAACCUUUCUUCUUCUCCAAGUAAAAUCUUGCUUCACAGAGACAGUGGUAUUCUGGGAAUUGCAACAGAUGACUUUGGCAUUACAGUUCUGGAUAUAGAAACAAGGAAAAUUGUGAGGAGAUUUUCAGGACACCAAGGCCAGAUAAAUGAUAUGGCUUUCAGUCCCGACGGUCGCUGGCUAAUAACUGCAUCGAUGGACUGUACUAUUAGGACCUGGGAUCUCCCAUCUGCAUGCCUUGUAGACUGUUUCCUAUUAGAUUCAUCAGCAGUAAGCAUUACGAUGUCUCCUACUGGAGAUUUUCUAGCCACCUCCCAUGUGGAUGAUCUUGGAAUUUACUUAUGGUCUAACCGUUCGUUGUAUUCUCUUGUUUCUUUGCGUCCACUUCCAGCUGAUUAUGAGCCUUCUGUAGUAAUGCUUCCUGGAACCUGUGCAGCUCAAGCUGUAGAUGUCACAGGAGAGGAAGAAACGAGUGAAGACAUGAUAGAAUAUGAUUCUCCAGAGCAGCUGGGAGAUGCACUAGUGACACUUUCUAUAUUGCCAGAAUCUCGAUGGAAGAAUCUGCUCAAUCUUGAUAUUAUUAAGCAAAAGAAUAAACCGAAAGAGCCACCAAAAGUGCCAAAAACUGCACCAUUCUUCAUCCCCACAAUUCCCGGUCUCGUCCCACGAUAUGCUUCUAUUGAACAAGAAUCUGAUAGACAGCAGUCAAAAGUACUAAAUCUUGGAGUGUUGGCACAAAAAUCUGAAUUCUUCAAGCAGCUUGAAGAAGCCCUGAGUAGCAACAACUAUAAGUCUCCACUUAAUAUUCUGAAGGAAAUGGGACCAUCAAAUAUCGAGACAGAACUGAGAGGCUUGUCUCCUGAGGGUGGUGGCUCCAUCAAGGUGAUGCAGAGCUUUCUAAGGAUGAUUGAGGCAAUGCUGAACACAAAGUGUGACUUUGAACUGGCUCAGGCAUACCUUGCACUAUUUCUAAAGUUGCAUCUGAACAUCCUUUCCUCAGAGCCAGCUUUGCUGGCAGAAGUAUCCAGACUGUCACCCCAGCUUGAAGAAAUCUGGAUUCACUUACAGACUCUUUUCAACCAAAGCCUUUGCAUUUUAAAUUACAUGAAGACUGCCUUGUUAUAAAAGUGCCUUUUGUUCUUUAAUGAUCAAGCUGUUGAAUGUUUUACAGUUCCUUGUACAAAGCACAUCUGCUGCUAAUGGAUAUUAGACAAAUUUUUAAAGUUAACUUUAUAGCUUGACUUUGAGUAACUUUUAUUCAGAUUUAAGUAUGAGUGUGUGCUGUCUCCAUAAUGUUAAUAUGCAUAGUUUGUUUCAGUGACUACAAACACAGUCGAAUUCAUUGUCCCAAAUUAAACCCACUUUGAUAUGGUCUGGGAGCACCUGGUGCAGCAGAGUCACUGAAGAGGGGAGGGAGUGGACUUGAUCCAGCAGCUGGAUAGGGAGACCACUGGAAGUCCCUUGUGAGACUGGAAUGAUAGUUUUUAAAAACUGCAAGACUUUAAACAAGUCAACAUGAAUAAGUAUGGUGAAAAACAACAACCAAUAUUUAUAUACCACUUUUCAACAAAAUUUUCCAAAGCAGUUUACAUGGAGAAAUAAUAAAUAAAAAGUUGGCUCCUUGUCCCCCAAAGGGCUCACAGUCUAAAAAUAAACAUAAGACAGACAGCAGCAACAGUCACUGGAGAGAUACUGUGCUGGGGGUGGAUAGGGCCAGUUACUCUUCCCCUGCUAAAUAAAGAGAAUCACCAUGUUAAAAAGGUGCCUCUUUGCCCAGUUAGCAGGGGAGAAAAACAAGUGCUUGUGUACUCAACCAAUUUUACAGUAGCUAUAAAUGUAGGAUUUUUAGAUGACUACAUUUUUUGUUUAUUUGGUAUAAAUACUCAUAAGAAUUGGGGUUUUUUAAAAAAUAUAUAUCAAAUAUCUUUUUUGGAAUGAAUAUUGAAAUUCACUUAAACCAGUCUAAAAUCAUGUUUGUUGUUCGUUUACUUACAAAGAGCUGGUUUAAAUGGAACCACAACUAAAGCCUGAUUCUUACAUGAUGUCUGAGCCUCAGGUAUGCGCACUCUAACCCCUGCACACACACACACACAACUCCUGCCUGUGUGAGCCUUCUAGGAGUUCUGAUUCAGUUUAGGAAAAAACCGAGCUCAGGCUUGCCAUCUGAAUGACCAGUCUUGAACCAGCUUGUCUGAAAUCAACCUAGAUAUGAAACCCGCUUCAGAUCUUUGGUUCUUAACUAUGUUUAUUUCAAGCAAGUUGGUUUUAUUAAACCAAGAUCAAUCGAGGCUUGUGGACAUCACUGGAAACCAGGCUUUAACUGUGGUCCCACAUGACAUCUGAGUUGAUCCAGUAAAUGGCAGCUUCUUUGGGCAACUAGCUCUAUAAAACGUUAAAAGUAUUUUUAGAUCCAAACCCUAUGCUCCUACACAGCAAAAGCCUCUAUAUAUAGGCUGUCAUGUGGAGAGUUAGAAGCCAUUACUGAGAGAGUUCCCAGAGGCUGGCAAGAAUGGUCAAAGCAGUAUACAAGUGCCCCACUUAGGGCACUUCAGGGCUAGUGAUUCUCACAGUUCUGGAUCCUAUGAUUCCAGGGUUCUAACAGUACUCAACAGCCUAUUGCUUUCAGCUUAAAAGGGGAAAGGGUUAUGAGCCAGACCGGCUCUUGGUGCAGUGAAGCUCUGCGGCAGUACUCAACAGCGUGUGCCACUGAACUCUCACAGUCAGCCAGUUUAGAGAUUGUGACAUAAAAGCAGUGUGACAGGAACCAUAUCCUGAUCACAGUGAGGCUGGAUCUUUUCUAGAGCCUCAGACUUGAGGUGGCAGGAAAAGCCAUGCCAAAAAUGCAAUAACACCGGGUUCCAAGGAACUUUUAAUCAAAGCCAAUGACACAGACAUUUUAGUAUUAAUCUUCAUAUCAGUUCUUCCAUCGUUUAAGAAGCUUGGCCUUCAGACCAUGUGGGGUUCUUUUGGGAAAGGCACAAAGCAGCACCGAUGGAUUCCUGAAGUUGCUGACUCAUUAGGGCCUGAAAAAUUAGGGGACUGCCCUUCCUCCAUGCAUUCGCUGGGUGUGAUACCAUAUCAUUCUGUGGCAAAGGCAAAAAGUCUGCAUGGAGAGUGUUUGAUGUGUCAAGUUUGUUUGUUUUGUUUGUUUUACAAAACCGAGUCAGUGCCUGGCAGUGAUUGAAGACCAAGAUCUCCAGAUAUUGGAGAGGUUUGUGGUAAUCAUGUAUUUAUGACAGAGGUAGCACAGCCAUGCAUGUGAGUGAUGCAAGACUGGAACUUUUUGCUAGGAAACAGAAAACUUAUUUUGAUGAGCAGGCUGCAUACCAAGCAGGAAUAGUAUGGGGCCAUGCAACUGCAUGCCAACCCAACAAAGCAAGUUCUGCUGAGAGGGGAUGGAAAAAAGAGGGAGGAAUAUGAAAAAUCCUUUGGACAAUGCUUCCACCAGUUGUGGAAUGUUGCAAGGAACUUGUGAAAUGUGCUGCAAAAGUGGCUGCAAAGGAAGGAGAAUGUGUUUCAAAAGUGUCUUGACUGCAGUGGAUUGUGCUUGGAUUAGAAAGCUGACAUGCAUCUCUUGUUUCAUUAAUCCAUUAAGAUAGCUUUGCCAUUUAAGCUCAUAAGCAGUCAGUUGAACCAUAUGCAACUAUUUGAAUGAUUCUAAAGAUUUUCAAUAUUUAAUAAAAUGGCACCAUAUAGGUGGCUCUCAUCUGUAGUUUCACGUAUCUGCGGACAGGUCUUAGAGACCCGGUUUCUUUAUCUGUGAUUUUAAAAAUAGGCUAAAAUUCACCUAUUCACGGUUUUGAGUGGCCAGAAAUGACUUCUGAUGUCAUACUGGUCACAAUUUUUACAGUGCAGAGCCAUUUUGUAGCUCUUAAAAAAAUUCCUGUGAUCUUUUGUGAAAAUUGGUUUGGAGGGAGCAUUGCUGGGAGAGCAAGGUAGAAUACUUUUUGUCCUAAUUAUGCUCCCCACCCCCUCCGUUCUUAGCCUUUGGGGGGGGUAGAUUCCCCUAGAUUCCCAUAGUGGUAAGGUUUUGUUGUUUGCCUGAAGUUACUCUAAAACAAUAAGGAUCUGAAAACAUUUCUGCCAAAUCUCAUCUGUAUCACUAUGAAGUGGAUGAUUUUUUUUAAAAAAACAUUUAAUACCGUAUACCAUAUUUAUAUUUAGCCACCAUAUUGAAAUUUUAGCAACCACAUUGCUUUCUCAAGCCACACAUCUGACAGCACAUUUGCCAAAUCUCAGGCCUUUAUAAUUGGAUUGAUUCUGGUGAGCUUCAACAUUCAAUAUUGCAACACCAUAUUGAAUUUUGGAUUUUUAACUGCCAUAUUGGAUUUUGGGGGUGCCGAUCUGACAUUUCUGCCAAAUCGCAUGUUUUGUAGUCCAAAGUGCAUGAUUCAGCUUAUUUUUGCUAUUUAUCUGCUCUACUUCAGUGAACAACAGAAAAGGAGUACAAGGGAAGCAGGCAGUCUACUAACACCACUUAGUUACCUCAAUUACUAACAACUUGUUAAAUUCUUGUGGUGCGAUUUCUUCCAAAAGAUGAUACCUUGACUAUGAUUUUGGUUCAGUGUCCAAGAUUCAACUGCUGACCAGGGAUAAGUAGCAAAAGAAUCACAGCAGCUGUUGUGCUUUUUCUGUAUCGGUGGUUGUGGUUAGCAUUUAUUUUGCCAAGUACAAUACUCAUCCUUCACAAAAAAAUAAGUUGGAGAAUUUUAAAAAGUUUCUAAGUUUUGGGGAGGAUGAGUAAGUUCACAAAAAAUAAGUUGCAGAAUUUUUUAAAGUUUCUAAGUUUGGGGGAGGAUGAGUUAGUUGGGGAUUUUUCAGCUCCUUGGCCAAAACAUAGGAGCUGAAAUGUAUAAAUAACAGGGAUACAAAAAUGUUCACAAAUCUUAAAAGCCAGCAAGAUUCUCUAAUCGUGGUUGAUGUGCCCAGUCAUUACUAGAAUAAAACCCACAACACUUUUAAUCAGAGUUUAUUGUUAGCAGCCCUGAUCAGUAGUGUACUGGAAGAGCGGGGUAUAAAUAUCUUAAAUAAAGUUGCACUCUGAAGUUCACUUAUUAAGAACGUUUGGAGAGAUCUGCCUGCAGUUGCUUUCAGCUCUCUGGUGGCAGCUCAAGAUUGGUCCUUUUCUAUAAUCUGAGCUCCCUGUUUCUGUAACUGCUUCACAAUUUCUAGCAGCCUUUAGAAGAGCUCUCAGAACAUCAUAAUCUAAUCAAGCCUUUGGUUAUCUAUUAGUUGGUUUUACUGUUUUAAACUAUUUUAAACAACUGUUAUUGUGUUAAAUUAUUAUUUUUUUUUAUUGUUUUGUUUUAGUGUUUUUGUUGUUUUGUGUUUUUGAGACUCUUGGAUUUGGCAAUAUAAAAAUGUAACAUGUCAGCACAGGAGUGUUGAAAAACUCCAUCUGUAGAUUUUUGAAUGAAUCUCUAAGCACCAACCUAGGAUGGAAUUAAAUUAGUUUCACUUUGAUUGUAAAAUAUAGAAUCACAUUCUUUAAAAAUAUAACUCAGAUUUUUCUGAUAUCUGUGACUAGUAAA